AUGGGGAACACAAGCUGGACACUGGAAGUAGAUGUAGAUGCUCAGUCUGACUGUCCUACGGGACAGCAGAGGGUUAAGAAGACUUUGUACGAUAACAAGACCAAGACGACGCAUAGCUUGAAGCCUCGAAAAAUGUCAACCUAUGGCAUGGGAUCCUGCAAAAACGAAAAAAGAACCCCGUCUUUCUCGUACAAAUUUCGUAUGGAUUGGGCGCGGGGCUCCGGAAACAAGACGCGCAUAGAAUGUCAAGACAUGCGGUUCGGCGGGGCAUUAUCGGAAGGCAUCAAUAUCCGACAUCCAGACAUCCGUAAACCCGCUUCGGAAGGAGGAAUGCAGCCUGAAAACUUUCUUCCCGGCAAAAAUUCCCGUGCAGUCUGCAAAUGGGUCUAUUCCACCUGCUGUACGACCAACAACGAUGGCCAGGCACGCGAGCACAUGCCAUAUGAAGAGGCCGUUGCCCCUCUGGUCUUGCAUUAUUGGAGGAGGAUGCCUGUCACUCGCGUGACUGCCUUCGAAUUGCCUCCGGGAGUGGGACUCGGUGGCCGACGACCCCUCCAACCGCAUUUACAUACCCGCUGGAACUCGGCGUAUCUGUAG
Molecule: messenger RNA, 597 nt
Organism: Colletotrichum lupini
Lineage: Eukaryota; Fungi; Ascomycota; Sordariomycetes; Glomerellales; Glomerellaceae
Exons: 4
Coding region: 1-597 (198 amino acids)
Source: RefSeq, a predicted model, not a curated record